AUGCCGAUGAAGCACACCAAACGGGGAUUUAAAAUUUGGACAUUAGCUUGCCCCAAAUCUCACUAUUUAGUGAAUUUCCAAAUCUACGAAGGUAAAAAUAACAAUGACAAAUUUGCAAGCCUUUCGCUAGGAGAGAAAACUGUUAUGCACUUAUGUGAACCAUUUUUAGAAAAAGCUUAUUGUGUCUAUUUUGACAACUUUUUUAGCAGUUUUCGCUUACUUUCCAAAUUGUAUGAUAAAAAUACAUUUGCUUGUGGCACAUUUAGGACGAACCGAAAAAAUUAUCCCAAGGAAUUAUUAGCAGAUGAGAAGGUGUUGAAAACUGGUCAGUCUGAUUGUGCUAUGUCUGACGACUUUUCAUUGGCCAAACGGAAAGAUCGUGGCAAGAAAUCUGUUGUUGUGAUAAGUUCCAUGCAUAACCCAAAUGUAAAGGAAACGGUUUUGAGAACAAACAAAGUUGGAGAUAGAGAAUCUGUUAGUUGUCCCGCCUCGAUCUAUGACUACAACAAAUUUAUGGGUGCUGUUGAUGGUUUCGAUCAGCUAAUGGCUUCAUACCCAAUUGAGUGGAAAUCUAGACGCUGGUGGAUUAAACUCUUUUACUAUUUUUUAAAUGCCGCUGUAACAAACUCAUACAUUUACAAAACAGCUCAAAAGAAAAACAAUGUACAUGCGAAACCAAUGUCACAUCUCAAUUUCCGAAGCAUGUUAGCAAAUUGA
Anoplophora glabripennis (Asian longhorned beetle) is the source of this 717-nucleotide messenger RNA. Its product is annotated as piggyBac transposable element-derived protein 4-like. The transcript has a single exon. The record is from RefSeq and is a predicted model, not a curated record. The coding region runs from base 1 to 717 and encodes 238 amino acids. NCBI's taxonomy places the organism in Eukaryota, Metazoa, Arthropoda, Insecta, Coleoptera, Cerambycidae.